Molecule: messenger RNA, 657 nt
Organism: Phanerochaete carnosa HHB-10118-sp
Lineage: Eukaryota; Fungi; Basidiomycota; Agaricomycetes; Polyporales; Phanerochaetaceae
Exons: 6
Coding region: 1-654 (217 amino acids)
Molecular function (GO): acyltransferase activity, transferring groups other than amino-acyl groups
Source: RefSeq, a predicted model, not a curated record
AUGGAGGGCAAGUUAACUGUCACGCCUCCCUGGCCGGAUAAUCACAAGAGCACUAAACGCUGGAAGUUCGGUCACAAGGUAACGACUUAUGUCCACCUGGCCAAGCUUGUCUACGAAAAAACUGGCUGGACUAUCAAUCACGGAGAAUCCUGCGUGGAUCUAGGCGACCCGACGCGUAAGAAACGUCCCCUCGACAAAGUCGUCAACUUUCUUUAUGUCCAGCUCACUCAAGGUAUUCGUGGGCUCACGGAAUCGAAGGAGCAGCGGAAGUGCGUCGCCGAGUUGACGAGUAAAGGUGGGUGUGCAUUGAAGGAAGCCCUGGGCGACGAAAUCUCGCGUAUGUUCGAGGUUAGCAGCCUCUCGACUAUUCCAGAACGCCAGGGACGUGGGUAUGCCACCGCACUCGUGCACCUCGUAACAGACCUAACAGAUGCGAAAGGACUCCGGAGCCUCCUCAUAUCGAGCAACACCAUAAAUCGGCCCUUCUUCCGUGAGCUGGGCUUCGAGAUAGUCGGCGCGGUCUGUCUGGGCAAUGACAAUCCAACUUGGAAAGAGCCACCUGUAACAGUGGAUAUUAUGGUUAGGGAGCCCAAGAGCGGGAACAGCAGCAUGGACAAGAAAACGAUAGGCUCAGAACCGGAGUGCUCAGUAUAAAAG